Diabrotica virgifera virgifera (western corn rootworm) is the source of this 1136-nucleotide messenger RNA. Its product is annotated as 15-hydroxyprostaglandin dehydrogenase [NAD(+)]. The record is from RefSeq and is a predicted model, not a curated record. Bases 189 to 1007 code for a protein of 272 amino acids. NCBI's taxonomy places the organism in Eukaryota, Metazoa, Arthropoda, Insecta, Coleoptera, Chrysomelidae. Gene Ontology annotation, molecular function: oxidoreductase activity, acting on the CH-OH group of donors, NAD or NADP as acceptor. The transcript is spliced from 6 exons. Gene Ontology annotation, cellular component: cytoplasm.
CUUGUCUUAUUAUCAAGUGAGGUCACAGACCGGUCGGACCAAAACGUCUCUUCUGAUCGAAUCAAUUAUGAAGGUUUUCUAUUAGCUUUAGUUGGUAGUUUGUUUGUCAAAUGUAAAGUAGUGACUCGUGACUUUUGAAUAUCUGUGGCCAUAUAAUAUUACAUUGUUCUAGCUAAUAGUUUUUCAAUAUGGUUUUCGAUAUAAGUGGAAAAAUUGCUUUAAUCACCGGAGGAGCUUCAGGAAUUGGCCUUCACUAUGCAAAAGAAUUGUUACGAAACGGUUUACAGGGUGUCACUUUGGCUGAUGUAGAUCCAUCUGCUGGUGCAAAAGCUUUGGAAGAGCUUGAAAAGGAAUUUGGUCCCAAUAAGGCAAUAUUUGUACAGACAGAUGUACGGGAUCGGCAACAGUUUGAAGAUGCUUUUAAGAAGACUGUCGAAACGUUUAAAUAUAUCGAUAUUUUAUUUAACAAUGCUGGUAUUUUGAAUGAUUCUACAUGGGAUGAAGAAUUGGAUAUCAAUCUGAAAGGCACAAUCAUUGGAAUUCUCCUGGCUCUAGAAAAUUACUUUCCUAAAUACAAGCAAGGUGCUGAAGCUGUUAUCGUCAAUAUUGCUUCAACUGCAGCUUGCGACUAUUAUCCUCAUGUUCCAAUAUACUCUGCAUCAAAGGCUGCAGUCUCCGCUCUAACUAAAUCUUGGGGUGUUCCACAUUUUUACGAUAAACUAAAAGUUAGAGUUGUAGCGCUAUGUCCAGGAGUGACAUUAACUCCGUUGAUAUUUAAUAUUAGAGGAAGAAAUUUAGGACAAAUAUACGAUGAAUAUGUGAAACAAGGAUUGAAGGAGGGAAGAUGGCCAUCUCAAGACCCCGAACAUGUAGCUCAAGAAGCAAUUAAGAUACUAAAAUAUGCACCAAAUGGAACACUUUGGUUGAUUGAAGGUGGAGAACCAUGUUACGAAUUUAUUCCAGCAGACAGAUUCACACAAAAGGGUAACUUGUUGAAAACUGAAUAAAAGCAACUAUAUAUUUAUUUUAAAUUUUCUACGAUUAAUGUCACGAUAGCAGUAGUUUAUUGUUCUAUUUAAUUUAACUUGUGUUUUGUUAAUUUUAUGAAAUUUGUAAUAUAUUAUUAAUGUACCUUU